UUUAAAAUUAUCCCAUAAUUUACUCACCCUCAAGCCAUCCUAGAUGUAUACGACUUUCUUCUCUUUUUGCCAAACACAAUCGGAGUUACAGAGGUCACUCUUCCACUGGAAUUCAACUUGCAUACAGCCGUUACCGGAAGCCAGUGAUUAUAGUUUAUAAAGUUAUAAAUAUGGAUAUUUUUCUUACAAAAACUCAUCACUUCACUUCAGAAGGCCUUUAUUAACCCCAUGGAGCUGUAUGGAUUACUUUUAUGAUGGAUGGAUGCACUUUUUUGGGCUUCAAAAUCUAAGGUACCAUUCACUCCCAUUAUAAAGCUUGGAAGAGCCAGAAUAGUUUUCAUUUUUGGGUGAACUAACCCUUUAAUGGCCAAAAAGGUUUUAAUCUCUAAUUGUAAAUGCCAAUUCACACUGCACUGACAGACAGCAACAAAAACUUCAUCAAGUUUUGUUGGAUCAGUGUGUUACCACAGUCUGAGUCUGUUGGCAUCUGUCGGAGCUUAUUUUCACAGAUUGAAACAUGCUGAAUCGGAGUUUAAAUGUCUGAGAAGUGACGUACUGUAAUCUGGUGACUGUCGGCGUUAGAAUGCAUCUGACAGUGCAGUGUGAACUGGCCUUAAUAUGAGCAAUAGUAAGAGUGAGGCUUGCCUUAAUAAACACAUCCUAUAAUACAAACCAAUGUUGCUUGUGUUCCCUUAACAGAGCUGCUGUGUUUGCAUGAAUCACUCAAGGUAAAGUGUGACUGUGGCACUUGAAGUUGUCAUCAACACCGCUGUGACUCACGGCACUCUCUCAUCAGCCCUGGUCAUAUGGACAGUGAUAAAAUGCCUUUCUCUUCAUUUAGCCCGGCCACAGGAUCGUGUGAAGAGAAUCGUCCAUGUGCCCAAACCACACCACACCUAAGUCUGAAACAAGGGAGCUGCAAAACUGCAGAACGCUAGUAAGUGAUAAAGACACCCUGUGCAUCAGGGUUAUCACCUGAGAGAGAGUGGACCCUUCUACGACCUGGUGUUAGAAGACUGUCUGACUACACCCUGACAGAAUCCUGGCUGAGAGAAAGAGCCAGACAGCAGACGUUCCUACACACCAAUGACUGUUGCAUGCAUUUCUUUGUGCUGACAGUCAACCAUGGGUGACUGGAGUUUCUUGGGCAACAUCCUCGAGGAAGUAAAUGAGCAUUCGACGGUAAUCGGUAGGGUGUGGCUCACGGUCCUCUUCAUCUUUCGAAUCCUCAUCUUGGGCACAGCCGCGGAGUUCGUGUGGGGCGACGAGCAAUCGGAUUACGUGUGCAACACGCAGCAGCCGGGUUGCGAGAACGUUUGCUACGACGAGGCAUUCCCCAUCUCGCACAUUCGCCUGUGGGUACUCCAGAUCAUCUUUGUUUCCACACCCUCUUUGGUGUACGUGGGCCAUGCUGUCCACCAUGUACACAUGGAGGAGAAGCGCAAGGAACGGGAGGAGGCUGAGCUCAACAGGCAGCAAGAGAUGAACGAGGAGAGGCUGCCGCUCGCGCCCGAUCAGGGAAGCGUCCGUACGGCCAAAGAGACGAGCACAAAGGGCAGCAAGAAGUUUCGUCUAGAGGGCACUCUCUUGAGGACCUAUAUCUGCCACAUUAUCUUCAAGACUCUCUUUGAGGUAGGCUUCGUGGUGGGCCAGUACUACUUGUAUGGCUUCCGAAUUCUGCCGCUGUACAAGUGCAGCCGUUGGCCGUGCCCAAACACGGUUGACUGCUUCGUCUCAAGACCUACAGAGAAAACCGUUUUCAUCAUCUUCAUGUUAGCCGUGGCCUGUGUCUCGCUUUUCCUCAACUUUGUGGAAAUCAGCCAUUUAGGCUUGAAAAAGAUCCACUGUGUGUUCCGUAAACCGGUGCGGCCGCAAGUCGAGGGACCAGGGGCAGCCGAGAAGGCCUUGCCUUCCAUAGCAGCCUCCUCCAUCCAGAAAGCCAAAGGCUACAAGUUGCUAGAGGAGGACAGAGCCACGUCGCACUUCUUCCCCCUGACUGAGGUAGGGGGGAUGGAGGCUGGCCGGCUGCCGGCUCCGUACGAGCCAUUUGAGGAGAAAUUGGACGAGCCGACCACACCUAAAAAAGACGUGUCUAAGGUGUACGAUGAAACGCUGCCCUCCUACGCCCAGACGACCGUGAUAGGACCGAGUGUAGCGGCGGGAGUUCUACGAAGGGAUGAAGAUGAGGACGAGAUGGCCGUCGAAGCCGACGUGGAAGCCAGCGAGACGAUAGAAGACACGCGACCGCUCAGCAGCCUGAGCAAGGCCAGCAGUCGGGCAAGGUCAGAUGAUUUGACGGUAUAAAUAAUAUAGAACUGGAUUGGAAGAGCAGCAGUAUAAAUUGUAGUUUUGGGAAAAGCGUAGAAAGUAACAACGAGUGAGAGAAUGAAAGAGGUGCCUUUAGGCAACUGCGACGACAUUUAUAAUACCAGCUUGUAAUUUUGAGGAAGAAAACAAUUGAAAAAAAAAAUAAUGCUGUGCAAUUUUCAUGAGGAAACUUGAGAGCUUGAUUCAUUUUUUUAUACAGCAGUAUUUUUUGUACUGUUUAUAUCAAACAGUUAACAAACCAAAGUUAGAGAUCUGCAGCAGCUAGAUCUACGUCGGGAGGAGUUGGGGGAACUUAUUUAGCAAAAACGUGCUGUUUUUUAAAAGUAACAUUUUCUAUCCAGAAUUUUACUUAUCGAAGGUGAGAUUCUGAUGUUUACAUUUUUGGAUUAGCCAUUAGCUGAAUGUUGUAUGUGAUAUUUUGUUAUUAUUCUGAUAAGAAAAACUGUCAGGGCAUCAUCCUUUUCACCUCAACGAUUUCAACCACACAUGAUGAUAAAUAAUCAAUCUUAUUUUGAUUUGUAUGUGAAUGGUACUGUAAUGGAUAGGUGUAUGUGUGAGGUGAAACAUGCUGAUAGUUUCGUUGCACAGUCGUUCAUCAUGGCAUACUAGCAAAAUAUAGACUAUUUAUUUAAAAGAAAGACCACCGCUGAUAAACGUUAAACAUAAUACCUUGUUUCUCGUUUCAGUAACUUACAUUAGGAGUCUCUUGAUUUCAUAAACCAUAAUAGGUUAGAGUGUCUCUAGCAAUAACUGUAAUAAUAAUUGCAUUAGCCAUAGAAAAGAUUGUAGGCCACAUUCUUUCUAGUCUCUCUGCGCAUGCAGCCAUGAUGAUGAUGAUAAAGAUCAUGCCCAAUCAGCACAAAGUAUUGUUCAACAAGAGACAAUAAAACAACAUUACAUGACAUGUCACCACAGGCAGUCUGACAUACUUGAUGUUGUUGGGAACAACAUUUUCACACUUUUGCCCUCCAUGAUGCUUCAUUUAAAUUCAAAAUAUAUUAAUGGGCAAGAACAGAAGCAUUUCGCCCCUUUAUUGACUUACCAUUUGUAGCAGAGACAUGUCUUUUGUUUUAAACUAUGCCUUAGAAUUUAGUAUGAUAUAUAGAAGAAAAAAAUGUCAUGUAAGAGUUUCAGCUUCCAAUGAUUUAUUAUUUAUUGUAAUUAUUACUCCUGGCCAAUUAAAUUGUCCCUUUGUUUGUAAAACAUCCACAGUUCUACCAAAGUCAUAACACAUAAUUUACCGAAACUUAUAAAAAAAUCUUCAUUUCACGUCAAAUGAGUGUUUAUGAUAACAGGUAUGUCAAAAGAGUUAAAACUACCUGCAUUUUUUUCAUUUCUUUUCUCCUCUACCCUGCUAAUGGUUUCAUAUUAAUUUGGUUUCGAAUGUAAAAUUGUUUCAUUUUAUGUUGUUGCCAUGAAGAGAAGAUAAACUUUUCCAGAACCCAAAGAAGUGACUGGAACUAGAAUCGAAAGGCAAAUUUUCUGUACUUUUUAGUGGCUAUAUAUUGUAUGUGAAGGUGAUUUCGCCAAGUACAUGUUCCUGGAUCAACAUUUCAAUCAACCAAUCAGAUUUGAGGGACAAGUUUACAGUUUAUGUCAAGUUUAGGCUUACAACCAGGGUUAGGUGCUUAGUGUUAUUUACCUAUAAUUUCCCUCUGAUUUUAGGGAUAAGCUAUGGGUAGGGUUAGGUUUAAGGGUAGGGAUAUGGUUAGGACUACAUUUUCGGACAGGAAUGCUGUUCCAGGAUCAACAAAAUAUGUUGACCCAGGAACGUCUUACUUGGCAAAAUCACACUGACCAUUAUUUAAUGGCUAAAACACAAGAUGCUUGGGCAGACUGUAAAUUUCACACGUAAACAGCAAAGGUCAUAAAGUAGGUCAAAUAAAAAUGGCAGAAGUAAGACAACCCUGACAAACAGAGGAACGGUUAUCAUUUUGCCUCCUAGUUACUGUACUAAUGUGAAGGAUGGCACUGUUUAUUCACAAAGCAGAUGUUUAACAGCAGUCAUUAAAGGGUUUGUCUCCUCUGUUUUGUGUCUCUGAUAAACAGUUCUUCACUGUCUUUUUUUCUGAGAGCUGGUUUGUGGAAACAACAAUGAAACGGUGAGGGUUGUUACUGAUAAGAUAAGAGCAUGAGAUUACUUCCUAGACAAGCUUGCUUUCAAUAUCUGCAAAAUUCAAAUCGAAACAGCCCCAGUGAUGCACACCAGCACAAGGGUUACGGCAGAGGACUGGUUCUACAUUUCACUGUAGUCACAGAGUUUGAGCAGACAGUGAUCAACAGUUUGCCAAAUCAUAAAAGAACAUAUCAGAUUUCAGGAUAUGAGAGUAAAUCUGAUUGAUUAUUGGUACUUAACUGUGGUUUUCAAUGGCAAAUUGUUCUGAUAAGUAACUUCAAGGCCUUCUGGCCUUUUUUUUUUUCUCUUUUACACAUCAUUUAUGAUUUCUUGAAAAAACAAAACACUUUUGUUUUUUACUAAUUUGUAGUCCUUUACUGCAGAAAUGAUUGUCAGUUGAAACCUGUGGAUAUAGCCAAUAAAAGGUCAU
Messenger RNA from Ctenopharyngodon idella (grass carp), 4874 nucleotides. It is a transcript of the gene gja8b, whose product is annotated as gap junction protein alpha 8 paralog b. The record is from RefSeq and is a predicted model, not a curated record. The transcript is spliced from 3 exons. The coding region runs from base 1126 to 2304 and encodes 392 amino acids. Lineage: Eukaryota; Metazoa; Chordata; Actinopteri; Cypriniformes; Xenocyprididae. Gene Ontology annotation, biological process: cell communication. Gene Ontology annotation, cellular component: connexin complex.